AUGGGGGGAGCUUGUUCUAGGAAGAGAGACCACCGAGAUGAUGAAGAUGAUUUUCAUCUAGGUGUUUCCAGAAGAUAUUGCAAAAGUGGGAGUUCGAAGUGGUUGACAACCUCCUUCACCCGCCCUGUUUUAGAUAUUCAACCAGGCAGAGGGCCAUCCCUCAUGGACUUGUGCAUCCGUAAAAUAUGUGAGGACAUUGAUAAAUAUAACACAUUCUCUAUGCUCCCAAGAGAUAUUAGUCAACAGAUCAUCAAUGAGUUGGUGUACUCCGGAUGCCUAACUGAUGUUUCUUUUGAAGGUUUUCGGGACUGUGCUUUGCAGGAUCUUUACUUGGGAGAAUACCCUGGUGUAAAUGAUAGUUGGAUGGAUGUCAUCUCCUCGCAAGGGUCAUCGUUACUCUCUCUGGAUCUCUCUGGUUCUGAUGUUACUGACAAUGGAUUAGUUUUUCUGAAAGAUUGCACAAGUCUCCAAGCAUUAAAUUUUAAUUAUUGUGACCACAUAUCGGACCAUGGCCUCGGCCACAUCAGUGGUCUGUCUAGCUUGACAAAUUUGAGUUUUAGAAGAAAUAGUGCAAUUACUGCUCAUGGGAUGAGUGCCUUCGCUAAUUUGAUUAACUUGAUCAAGUUGGACUUGGAGAAAUGUCCUGAAAUCCAUGGUGGGCUUGUUCAUCUCCAAGGCUUAACAAAACUAGAGUCUCUUAAUAUCAAAUGGUGUAAUUGCAUAGAUGAUGCUGACAUGAAACCUCUCUCAGGGCUUACAAAUUUGAAAUGCUUACAAGUUUCCUGCAGUAAGGUGACUGAUGUUGGCAUUACUUACUUGAAAGGUCUGCACAAACUUUCUCUUUUGAACUUGGAGGGAUGCCCAGUUACUGCUGCAUGCUUGGACUCGCUUUCAGCUCUUGAUGCCCUGCUAUAUCUGAAUCUGAGCAGAUGUCGUCAUCUGACUGAUGAAGGAUGCGAGAAGUUUUCCAGAUUUGGGAACUUAAAAGUGUUGAACUUGGGGUUCACUGAGAUCACCAAUGCUUGCCUGGUGCACUUGAAAGGUUUGACAAAUUUGGAGAGCUUGAACCUGGAUUCAUGUAAGAUUGGUGAUGAAGGGCUGGUCAACUUGACAGGCCUUCAGCGUUUGAAAUGUUUGGAGUUGUCAGAAACUGAAGUUGGAAGCAACGGGCUCCGCCAUCUGUCAGGUUUAAUUAAUCUGGAAAGUAUAAAUCUUUCAUUCACUGUUGUUACUGACAGUGGUUUAAGGAAACUGUCUGGCCUGUCGUCUCUUAAAUCACUUAAUUUGGACGCUCGCCAAAUUACUGAUAGUGGACUUGCAGCUCUUACAAGUUUAACUGGAUUGACACACCUCGAUCUAUUUGGAGCUCGAAUUACAGACUCUGGAACACACUAUCUGCGAAGCUUUAAAAACCUGAGGUCCCUGGAAAUAUGCGGUGGAGGAUUGACGGAUGCUGGAAUAAAAAAUAUUAAAAAUCUUUCAUCCUUGACCCUACUGAAUCUGUCUCAAAACUGCAACCUGACUGAUAAAGCUUUGGAGUUGAUUUCUGGGCUGACGGGAUUGAUCUCUUUAAACGUUUCAAAUUCUCGGAUCACCAAUUCUGGACUUCGGCAUUUGAAAACACUGAAGAAUUUAAAAUCUCUGACAUUGGAGUCCUGCAAGGUGACAGCAAACGAGAUUAGGAAGCUUCAGUUGACUGACCUUCCCAACCUGAUCUACAGGUGUAGAAAUUCUCUAUGCGCUUCAUGUGAAGUUUUCUACCAAAAUCGAAUUGUCAUGGAAGAAAAUGUGGAUAAGCUUCCUGGGCAUGGCACUUCCGCCGCUUUUUAA
This is a messenger RNA of Prunus armeniaca (apricot), 1830 nucleotides long. NCBI's taxonomy places the organism in Eukaryota, Viridiplantae, Streptophyta, Magnoliopsida, Rosales, Rosaceae. The record is from the annotation of a GenBank genome assembly.